UUGGAGAGCUUCCGUGGACGAGCACGCGUUGGCGCCAACAAACGUUCUGAGGAUCCUCGAGCCAUCGCUUAGGUCUCGCUGCCGCUUCGACGAGAACCUGGCACCGCUGGAGGCGGCGGGCAUGGUGGACCUGGUGGACGGCGAGGUGGAGCUCCUGCCCGGGCUCCGGCUCCUGCCCUGCCCCGGCCACACGCCGGGCCACCAGGCCGUGCGCAUCGACGGGGGCGCCGGGCGCGUCGCGUACUUCGUCGGGGACGCCCUGCACCAGGCGCAGCAGAUCCUGGAGCCCGGCCUGUGCCCCGUCCCGGCGGCGCGCAGGAGGCCUCUUCGCGUGCGAGCCCUCUUGGAUCGGGCCUCCCGCGAGGGCGCCCUGCUGCUGUCGCCGCACCUGCCCUUCCCCGGCUGCGGCCGCGUCCGCGCGGAGGGGGGGGGCCGCUUCCUCUGGCGCCCCGCGGGGCCGGGCGGGGCGGACUCGCCGGGCGCCGACGCCGCGUCGAACACAG
This is a messenger RNA of Prorocentrum cordatum, 503 nucleotides long. Lineage: Eukaryota; Dinophyceae; Prorocentrales; Prorocentraceae. The record is from the annotation of a GenBank genome assembly.